Messenger RNA from Saccostrea echinata, 1839 nucleotides. RefSeq lists its product as uncharacterized. Gene Ontology annotation, molecular function: protein binding. Lineage: Eukaryota; Metazoa; Mollusca; Bivalvia; Ostreida; Ostreidae. The transcript is spliced from 4 exons. The coding region runs from base 23 to 1789 and encodes 588 amino acids. The record is from RefSeq and is a predicted model, not a curated record.
CGAACUCGAUCAAGCUAAUAAAAUGGAAAUGCUUGAGAAAGAAUUAAACUCAUUCAAAGAAACACUGUCCAAACUCGAUCAAGCUAAUAAAACAGAAAUGCUUGAGAAAGAACUAAACUCAGUCAAGGAAACACUGUCCAAAUUCGACCAAGCUAAUGAAACGGAAAUGCUUGAGAAAGAAUUAAACUCAGUCAAGGAAACACUUACCAAACUCGAUCAAGCUAAUAAAACAGAAAUGCUUGAGAAAGAACUAAACUCAGUCAAGGAAACACUGUCCAAAUUCGAUCAAGCUAAUGAAACGGAAAUGCUUGAGAAAGAACUAAACUCAGUCAAGGAAACACUGUCCAAAUUCGUCCAAGCUAAUAAAACGGAAAUGCUUGAGAAAGAAUUAAACUCAGUCGAGGAAGCACUGUCCAAACUCAAUCAAUCUAAACUCGAUCAAGCUAUUAAAACGGAAAUGCUUGAGAAAGAAUUAAACUCAUUCAAGGAAACACUUUCCAAACUCGAUCAAGCUAAUGAAACGGAAAUGCUUGAGAAAGAACUAAACUCAGUCAAGGAAACACUUUCCAAACUCUAUCAAUCUAAACUCGAUCAAGCCAUUAAAACGGAAAUGCUUGAGAGAGAAGUAAACUCAGUCAAGGAAGCACUGUCUAUAUUGAGGCCUGACCACGUUGCCUUCCAUGUGGUAGCUUACAGAAAUUCCAGGCCCGGAGUGAUCAUUUUUGAUCAUGUGAUCACAAAUAAUAAAUUUGGAUACGACAGACGCUCUGGAAUAUUUACUGUACCAAUCACAGGUCUAUAUGUGUUUUCUUGGAGCAUAGAGACUUAUGGACAGUUGACUGUGGGUGCUCUCUUUGUGAACGGAUUAGAAAUUGGAAUGUCAAUGUCCGACCAAGCCCCAACUUACUACGAUACAACUACCUCUUUUGCCGUCCUUAACCUUACAAGAAAGGACAAUGUCUGGAUCAGAAUAAAAAGCGGGCGUGCAGAAGCGAUGCAUACGAUGUUUUCUGGCUGGAUGAUCAAUAAAAAUGAUAACACAGCAUUUUAUGCUUCUCUUUCGCGUGACGUGACCGGGUCUCCUAUUAUCUUUAACAACGAAAUCCUUGACACGGAUGAUGCUUACUCCACUUCUACAGGGAAGUUUGUGGCGCCUCAUACUGGUCUUUACGUUUUAAUAAUGUCAGGACUUAUCUAUGAAAGGUACGCGUUCAACUACACGUUUUCAUUUGGGAACGGAAUUUCUCAGCCAAAAGUAGGGGUACAUUCGACCAGUGGGUACAAUGACAGCAGCAGUUAUAUGACAUUUGCCUGGAUGAACACUGGCGAAUCUGUGUAUAUCGACGCCAAGAGAAUGGGGGCCACAUCAAUGUUUGCAGGAUGGCUGCUGAUCGAUGACAGAAACGUGUCAAAAUCAACUUUUCCAGCUUUUCUCGCUCAUAUAAAUGGUGCCUCGUCCAGUACCCCAGUUGUUUAUAAUACAGCUCACAGUGGCUAUCACCAUGGUUACUCGACAAGCAUGGGAGUAUUCACUGCCGAUCGUGAUGGAUUGUAUUUGUUUUUGUAUAAUACAGAAGGUCAAAACAAAGUUGUGCGCACUGCGCUGAGAGUAAACGGAGUGGAAAUACUCGAAACGAGGACGGACGGACGUCGUUCUGAUUAUGACGAUACUUCUGCUGUCACUGUUCUUCAGCUAUCUUCAAACGAUCGUGUCUCUAUAGGAAUUAAAUCUGGGACAGUUGAUGACGGACAAUCGCUAUUUUUUGGCAUACUUCUUUUUGAAAUCUGAUCUUGAUGUUUUGAUUCAAAUUUACAUUUUCUUUUAAGAUGAAAACAUAA